AUGAAUCUUAAAUUAUGGGCUAUCAUAAGCGCUAUUGCCCUUCUGGGAAUAGGCACCACUGUUCUACUUUAAAAAUCACAUAAAAAACACAUCGCUACAAUUGAAGACUUUAAGGUUUGCGUUAUGAAAAAUCUCUUUGACUGUAAUUAACUCAAGGAUGAGACUGAAAAAAAGAAUUGUUAAUCUGCUGAUUCUUACCUUUCUGGUUUAAAUUCCACAGCUUGCUCUAACUUUUCAACAUUCAUGCAAUAAUCUUCAUAAGAUGAUGAAUUGAAUUUCAACUCUUACUUCCAAUAAUGCUUCUUAGACUAAUCAGUCAGCUAAAAAGUUGCUACUUUAAGUAGCUUCUACUUCAACAAGAUCUAUAUUCCUGUCUAUAAAAAAUGUCUUGGAUUUUGA
Messenger RNA from Tetrahymena thermophila SB210, 399 nucleotides. Its product is annotated as transmembrane protein, putative. The transcript has a single exon. Lineage: Eukaryota; Ciliophora; Oligohymenophorea; Hymenostomatida; Tetrahymenidae. The record is from RefSeq and is a predicted model, not a curated record.